This is a messenger RNA of Solanum lycopersicum (tomato), 1391 nucleotides long. RefSeq names its product protein SRC2 homolog. The record is from RefSeq and is a predicted model, not a curated record. Lineage: Eukaryota; Viridiplantae; Streptophyta; Magnoliopsida; Solanales; Solanaceae. Gene Ontology annotation, biological process: defense response.
AAGCACCAACAUAUAGAAAAAGCCCAAGGUCAUAAUGGAACUUAAAACAACCAAAACCAGUUAAAUAAUACUCACUCCAUCACAAAACAGCCAUUGUUACACUUCUGAGGGGGGAGGGAAGAAAAAAAUAUGGGAUCACGAUUCGAGGUGGAGGUGAAGAUCUCAUCAGCUAGGGAUUUGAAGAACGUUAAUUGGCGUUACGGUCGUCUUAAGCCAUAUGCUGUUGUUUGGGUUGAUCCGAAAGGGAAAUGCUCCACCAAAGUAGAUGAUAAUGGCGAUACUUCACCAUCUUGGAAUGAGAAGCUUGUGAUCCCGUUGUAUGCUCCGAUCGAAGAGUCUACUUUGUACAUCGAUGUGGUACACGCUAACGCAACUGAGGGAACAAAGCCUUUGAUUGGUUCAGCUAAGCUUCCGCUCCGUGAGGUUGUUGAUAGCGUCGGAAUCGGUAAUUUGACGGAGAGGUCGCUUGAUUUGAAGCGUCCUUCUGGUCGCCCACAUGGAAAGGUGAAAAUUGAGGUUGCUGUUCGUGAUCCGCGCUAUCGUGCGCCGGAUCCGUAUUACGCACCUCCUUACGGUGUACCUCCACCAGCUGGAUCGAGGGAUUACCCUGCUCCACCGCAACCUUACGGCGGAUCAUACGGUGCUCCUGCCCCUGCUCCUUCCCCUUACGGUGCUCCUGCCCCUGGUGCUUCGCCUUAUGCUGCUCCACCAGCGGGUUACCCGUACAACGCGGCUCCUGCACCGGGUCCAGCUUCCGGUUAUGGUCAACAACCAGGUUAUGGUGGAGCUCCUGCUCCGGGUUAUGGUCAACAACCAGGUUACGGUGCUCCUCCUGCACCGUACGGGCAGCAGGGUAGUUACGGGCAACAGCCUGGUUACCCUCAGCAGGGAAGUUAUGGAUCGCAGGGUAGUUACGGGCAGCAGGGAAGCUACGGGGCGCAGCCUCAGGGUAGUUACGGGUCACAGAAAGCAGGGUAUGGUUACGAGGAGAAGAAGAAGAGCAAGUUCGGUGGGAUGGGCCUGGGUGCGGGACUAGCUAUGGGUGCGGUUGCAGGUGCACUGGGUGGAUUAGCCAUAUCUGAAGGUAUUGAUCACAUAGAAGAUAACAUAGCCGAGAAGGCAGCGGAGAAGGUUGAAGAUGAUCUCGACGAUGGUGGUUAUGACGAUGACGAUUACUAGAUAACUUACCUAACUUGAAUUCGCAUUAUCGGUGUAAUAUGAUUUCUGGCGUACUGAUCAGAUAACAUGUAAUGGAUGCACGUUUUUGCUGUAAUUUCAGUAUCUUGUAUUCAAAAUUUCAUGCUCGUAGUUCAACAAUGUCUACUGCUUCAAUAAUGCUAUUUGUAGUAUUCAGAAAUUGCACUCAAUCUAGUUUUGUUUGAAAUGGUUAA